AUGCUAAUUUUGUCAGGCCUCUGCUUGCAGACGGUAUGUGACGUGAUGCUUCGCUCCUGGUCGCGUCGCACGUUAGGAGAGACCUACUCCUCUUCUUCGGUCCUGAUGGUUGCCGAGCUCGUUAAGCUGACCGCCUCGCUUGUCGCGGGGGGCGUCCACCCCUGCCAUCUUCUCGUCCUCCUCCGCAAAUCCACGCCAGCCGCUGUGCCGGCCGUCGCAUUCCUCGUGAUGAACAUGUUGCAGUUCGAUGCCGUGGCGCGGCUCGAUGCAUCUACGUUCACGGUCGGACUGCAGACUAAGACUCUUUGGUCGGCAAUCUUCUCGAUGUGGUUGCUGGGCCGCAAAACCUCGCUCCGAAAAUGGCGCGCGCUUUUGGUCUUGGUGGCUGGCGUCGCACUCAUCGUGCACCAGUCGGGCUACGACUUACAGCUGUUUGCCUCUGUUGAUGGUUUCGUGGUUGGGCUAGCUGAGCUCGCACUGCAGACAGCCCUCGGCGGCUUCACGUCGGUGUACAUCGAGAAAUAUCUCAAGGGCUCCGCCGCGUCGCUCUCCAUCUGGGAGGUGAACGUGCAAAUGGCGGUUUGGUCGGCGGUCGGGUACGCAUUCCUAGCUAGCUUUCCGCGGCCGGCAGCCACGUUUGAUGACUGGUCUCUCACGACGUGCGGCAUCGUUGCAACCUCUGCUACGGGUGGUAUCUUGGUGGCCUCGUGCCUCAAGUACACGGAUGCCGUCCUGAAGAACUUCCCCACUUCAGUGUCGGUGGUCCUCGUGACCUACGGCUCCGCGAUCUUUCUUAACGGCCCCGCCACGUUUCCAACGGCAGUUGGCUCUCUGCUGGUGGCAAUUUCCGUCUUCAACUAUGCUGAGCCCGAGGCAAUAGGAGGCGCAGUAGGGAUAAAGAGGCAAAACUCGGCCCCCGGCUCCGUGGCCUCUUUGACGGUUCGACGCACCCCAUCGCAGCAAAAUCUGGUGGGAGGGUGUUAG
This is a messenger RNA of Emiliania huxleyi CCMP1516, 984 nucleotides long. RefSeq lists its product as hypothetical. Gene Ontology annotation, cellular component: Golgi membrane. Gene Ontology annotation, biological process: pyrimidine nucleotide-sugar transmembrane transport. The record is from RefSeq and is a predicted model, not a curated record. The transcript has 4 exons. Bases 1 to 984 code for a protein of 327 amino acids. Gene Ontology annotation, molecular function: UDP-galactose transmembrane transporter activity. NCBI's taxonomy places the organism in Eukaryota, Haptophyta, Isochrysidales, Noelaerhabdaceae.